CACUGCUUACACUGAAGAGGGAGGCUGGGAGAGGAUUGUGUGUGUGUGUGUGUGUUUUCUUUUUGGUGGUGGUGGUGGAGGAGGGGUGCUAGCAGGGCCAGUCCUGAACCCGCUGGACAGAGCUACAGACCCAUGGGGCCUGGCAGAGCCGGCUGAGAGAGGGAGACGACAACAGAGGGGUUGCCAAGGCACCCUCCAAACCCCAGAUCAUGUCUCUGUGGGGUCUGGUCUCCAAAAUGCCCCCAGAAAAACUGCAGCGGCUCUAUGUCGACUUUCCUCAACACCUGCGGCAUCUCCUGGGUGACUGGCUGGAGAACCAGCCCUGGGAAUUCCUUGUCGGCUCAGACACCUUCUGCUGCAACAUGGCCAGCGCCCUACUUUCUGCCACUGUCCAGCGCCUUCAGGCCUCAGCCGGAGAGCAGGGGGAGGGGAACACCAUCUUGCAACACAUCAGCACUCUGGAGACCAUUUAUCAGAGGGACCCCCUGAAGCUGGUGGCCACUUGCAGACACAUACUUCAAGGUGAAAAAAAAGCUGUUAUGGAGCAGUUCCACCACCUGCCAAUGUCCUUCCACUGGAAGCAGGAGGAACUCAAGUUUAACACAGUCCUACGGAGGCUGCAGCACCGGGUGGGGGAGACCCGCCUUCUCCGGGAGGCCCUGCAGCCUGGAGCUGAGGCUGGCCAAGUGUCUUUGCACAGCUUGAUAGAAACGCCUACCAACGGGACUGGGCCAAGUGAGGCCCUGGUCACACUGCUGCAGGAGACUGUUGGUGAGCUGGAAGCUGCUCAGGCUCUGGUGCUGAAGAGGAUCCAGAUAUGGAAGCGGCAACAGCAGCUGGCAGGGAAUGGCGCACCCUUUGAGGAGAGCCUGGCUCCACUACAAGAGAGGUGUGAGAGCCUGGUGGACAUUUAUUCCCAGCUGCAGCAGGAGGUGGGGGCAGCUGGUGGGGAGCUUGAUCCCAAGACCCGGGCAGCGCUGAUUAGCCGACUAGAUGAAGUCCUGCGCACACUUGUCACCAGCUCUUUCCUGGUGGAAAAGCAGCCCCCCCAGGUUCUGAAGACUCAGACCAAGUUCCAGGCUGGAGUUCGAUUCCUGCUGGGCCUGAGGUUCCUGGGGGCCCCAGCCAAGCCUCCGCUGGUCAGGGCUGACAUGGUCACGGAGAAGCAGGCGAGGGAGCUGAGCAUGCCCCAGGGGCCCGGAGCUGGAGCAGAAAGCACCGGAGAAAUCAUCAACAACACCGUGCCCCUGGAGAACAGCAUUCCUGGGAACUGCUGCUCUGCGCUGUUCAAGAACCUGCUUCUGAAGAAAAUCAAGCGGUGUGAGCGGAAGGGCACCGAGUCUGUCACAGAGGAGAAGUGCGCUGUGCUCUUCUCCACCAGCCUCACACUUGGCCCUAACAAACUCCCCAUCCAGCUCCAGGCCCUGUCCCUGCCCCUGGUGGUCAUCGUCCAUGGCAACCAAGACAAUAACGCCAAAGCCACCAUCCUGUGGGACAAUGCCUUCUCUGAGAUGGACCGCGUGCCCUUUGUGGUGGCUGAGCGGGUGCCCUGGGAGAAGAUGUGUGAAACUCUGAACCUCAAGUUCAUGGCUGAAGUGGGGACCAACCGGGGAUUACUCCCAGAGCACUUCCUCUUCCUGGCCCAGAAGAUCUUCAGUGACAACAGCCUCAGUAUGGAGGCCUUCCAGCACCGUUCUGUGUCCUGGUCACAGUUCAACAAGGAGAUCCUGCUGGGUCGUGGCUUCACCUUUUGGCAGUGGUUUGAUGGUGUCCUGGAUCUCACCAAACGCUGUCUCCGGAGCUACUGGUCAGACCGGUUGAUCAUUGGCUUCAUCAGCAAACAGUACGUCACUAGCCUUCUUCUCAACGAGCCUGAUGGAACCUUCCUCCUUCGGUUCAGUGACUCAGAGAUUGGGGGCAUCACCAUUGCCCACGUCAUCCGAGGCCAGGAUGGCUCCCCACAGAUAGAGAAUAUUCAGCCAUUCUCUGCCAAAGACCUGUCCAUUCGCUCACUUGGGGACCGAAUCCGGGACCUCGCUCAGCUCAAAAACCUCUACCCCAAGAAACCCAAGGAUGAGGCUUUCCGGAGCCACUACAAACCUGAGCAGAUGGGUAAGGAUGGCAGGGGUUAUGUCCCAGCUACAAUCAAGAUGACUGUGGAAAGGGACCAGCCACUUCCCACCCCAGAGCCCCAAAUGCCUACCAUGGUGCCCUCUUACGAUCUUGGAAUGGCCCCUGACUCCUCCAUGAACCUGCAGCUCGGCCCAGAUAUGGUGCCCCAAGUGUACCCACCACGCUCUCACUCCAUCCCCUCAUAUCCAGCCCUCCCCCGGGAAGAAUCAGUCAAUAUGUUGCCAGCCUUCCAGGAACCCCACCUGCCGAUGCCUCCCAACCUGAGCCAGAUGAGCCUGCCCUUUGACCAACCUCACCCGCAGGCUGGCAGGGGCCUGCUGCCGUGCCCACCUCAGGAUCAUGCUGUGUCCAGCCCUGAGCCCUUGCUCUGCUCAGAUGUGACCAUGGCAGAAGACAGCUGCCUGAACCAGCCGGUGGGAGGGUUCCCUCAAGGCACCUGGGUCCGUGAAGACAUGUUCCCGCCCUUGUUGCCUCCCACUGAACAGGACCUUACCAAGCUUCUCUUGGAGGGACAAGGGGAGUCAGGGGGAGGGUCCUUGGGACCCCAACCCCUCCUGCAGCCCUCCCCCUACGGGCAGUCUGGGAUCUCAAUGUCCCACCUGGACCUAAGAGCUAACCCCAGUUGGUGAUCCCAGCUGGAGACGGAGCCCAGAGAGACCGCUCUCCUGCCCCCACGGGCCUGCUCUGGGCACCUGCCCCUGCUCCUGCCCAACAGCAGAGAGGGAGGGUGUGUCCUCCUCUCCCCACCCACUCCCUGCUCAGGAGGAAAAGACUGCCAGGAGAAGGUACACUGGGUGGAACAUACCUACUCCUUCCCUUCCAACACACCCCUGCCCUCUCCCUUCCAGAUAGUGGAAGGGAAAUUCAGGUUCCAAGUGAGACACGCCCCAACAUGACUGCACAGGCAGCGCGCACGCAUGUGUGUGCGUGUGCACGCACACACACACACACACACACACACCCACAUACAGAGCUCUCCUUGGAAGAUGGCACUCAGCAGGAAGAGGGCUGGACAAGAGCACAGGUGCGGGCAAGAGGGGGAUUUCUCCGCCUGCCCCAAGCCAGGGCUCACCACUCACAGGUGGAAACACGCACGCACACACACAUCUGUUCCACAGACUGAGGAUGGCGGUAUGGGCUUAGGCCCCAGCCCUGGAGAGAUGGGAAGCAGUUCAGGAGACCCUGGGAGGGAGGUGGGGUGGGGUCUGUACAUUUGGUAACAGAUGUGGCUUUUGCCCAGAUUAAAAAAAAAGUCCCAACCAGCUCCGGAUUCUUGUCAGUCAGCUGGAGACUUCAGGAUACAUGUGUGAGAUUGUGCAGAAGUACAAGGGCUGAGUCUGUGUACAGCCAGGUGAAAGCGCGUGCACUUGGGACAUGUUAAUAUAUGGAUGUCACACGUUAGUUGUAUGGCUUCAUAGAACAUUGAUGUCUCUGACUUUGCCUGUGUGACAACACAAGUUAGCAAGUAUGAGAUACUGCACACAAGGCCCCAGCAAGUAUGCUGGCCUCUCGGACGUAUGCUAACCCAAAUGUACUCAGUUCUGGGUGUGAUUGUGCCCACGUGGGUCUAUGUGGCUGCGACAUCUGCGUAUCAGGCUGUAGCUUUGGUGGCUCCCCACCCCCAGUCCUGCCCAGAGGCAGAGUGUGAAUUUGGGGUCCAGACUCAGGUGUGUGGUCCCCUUGAUGUACUGGGGGCCCUACCUGCUGCUUCUUUUCUAUUUCCCCCACCCACUGCCAGCUUCCCUCCACCUUCCCACCCCAUGCCAACCUUUCUCCAUCUUGGGGGUCAGAGAUCCUAAGCCAUAAAAUAAAUUUUAUUUCAAAAUAACAAAAUAAAUAAUCUACUGUACACGA
This is a messenger RNA of Bubalus bubalis (water buffalo), 3987 nucleotides long. It is a transcript of the gene STAT6, whose product is annotated as signal transducer and activator of transcription 6. Gene Ontology annotation, biological process: response to peptide hormone; defense response; regulation of cell population proliferation. NCBI's taxonomy places the organism in Eukaryota, Metazoa, Chordata, Mammalia, Artiodactyla, Bovidae. The transcript is spliced from 22 exons. The coding region runs from base 210 to 2762 and encodes 850 amino acids. Gene Ontology annotation, molecular function: RNA polymerase II cis-regulatory region sequence-specific DNA binding; DNA-binding transcription factor activity, RNA polymerase II-specific. The record is from RefSeq and is a predicted model, not a curated record.